AUGGUUUGCGUCAAGAGUUCGCUUCUCAUUCUUGGGAGCGCCUAUGUUGCCCUGGGGCAAUAUUGUGAACACCAGUGGGAAGGAGAGUUUGCAGAGCAUGACAUUGGCGGCGUCCCUUUCCUUCAAGCGGUGGAUAGCCAAGCUGCUCCGCCACUUGAAAUCCGGCCCCUGAUCAUCAGUGGCCCAUCUAGCAACCGUGUCGACCUUAUCUUUUUUGGCGAUGGAUACACAACCGAGGAAAAGGACAAGUUUUUCGACGAUGCCUUAUUCUUGGCCACGAAUCUCACCGAUGGCCAAACAUUCUCUGACGUGUUGCCAGUUGUGAAUUGGUGGGCAGGCUUCUCUGCUAGCGCUGAGAGCGGUAUUGGCGUUGGAGGGAAGCCCAAAGACACUGUAUAUGGUCUUUAUCGCGAUGGAACGGAGCUUAGGGGCGUAUAUUACCAGAAGCCCGAAGUCGCACGUGCUGCCUGUCAGUCCACGGAUGCCUGCGAUUAUCCUAUUCUUCUUGGAAAUGAUCCAUUUUAUGGCGGACUGGGUGGGACAUUCACUGUCACCACAUCCUCGCCUGGUAACGGGCCCGCUGUACUUCGCCAUGAGCUGGGACACUCGAUUAUUGGUGUCGGGGAGGAAUACGACGGGGGCCAGGUCUAUCGCGGAGUCAACUCAGCACGGACACCACAAACCGUGCCGUGGACUCAUUGGUAUAGUAACCCGUCGAGCGAGCCCAAGGUACAGCGAUCAAAUAUGCCGAUCCAGGCUUACCCCUGGACGCUGCUAAAUACGACCCAAGCCUGGAGCCGGACAUUCACUUCAGCUGGUUCUUAUGACAGCUACCUACUUCAAUUUAGUGUGAGCGGUGUGACGGCGAGCACUGAUCUGCGCGUUGAGAUUGAUGGGAAGGACUUGGGAUGGGAAGUCAACCCCGUUAUCGGCCUGGACCGCUGGAUUUACAACAUGAAAUUCGACGAAAACCUGUCGCCUGGAGCUCACCAGAUUAAGUUCACUCUAUUGAAUCAAGAACUCCAGGGCACUGCGCAGCUCUGCAAUCUUGAGAUCAUAGAAUAUGGCGAAAACGAUGCUGAGUUUACAUUCGAGCCGGAGUUCCACGGAAUCUUCCCGACAUACUCGUCCACGAAUGCUACUACUUACCGCCCAACGAACGAUCUUUGCCUCAUGCGAACGAUGCACUCUCCGGAUUUUUGCCAGCCCUGUAUCGAAGGCCUAUGGAUCUCACUCCUUCGCAAUCUCGCGCUCGUCGACAAUGUCACCCAAGUCGCUGACGGGAGCGGUUCUACGAACGUCACCCUGGACCUUCUUCCUCUUGCACAGUUCAGAGAGCAACCAAGACCUACUGAAUCCUACAUUUUAAGCUGGACCGCUCCCAAUGGUACAAGGUUAAGCCAGUGGGACAAUAAGACUAGUGCACUGCUUGGUAGUGAUCUUGCGGAAGUCAAUGUGGACAUUGAGUUUUCCACUACACAAGUCAGGGUGGACGAAGGAGGUGUGCUCAAGCACCGUGAGACCAUUCAGUUGUAA
This is a messenger RNA of Clonostachys rhizophaga, 1536 nucleotides long. NCBI's taxonomy places the organism in Eukaryota, Fungi, Ascomycota, Sordariomycetes, Hypocreales, Bionectriaceae. The record is from the annotation of a GenBank genome assembly.